GGGCGGACGUUUAGUUCGGAGCAUGCGCCUGCUGGACCAAUCGGCGCACCGUUCUUUAAACCGCGAUGAGUUCUUUCUCGAGAAGCGAAGGCGUGUUACUGCGCGUACAGCGUACCCCGACCAAAUAUCCUUUUAGGCGAGAACUUUCAAACUUCCAAUCGAAGCGUCGCUUCUUACUUCGAUAACGUUGUAAUUCGACAGGAGCAAGGAUAAAACUCGGCCGAAUGUAUACUUAUGCUUUAUCAGAUUCCCAUCUUUAUGCUCGCGAUCGCGAUACCUACUGCGUUUACCUACUGCAAAGUCGCAUAUCGAACGAACGAUAAACGUUCGAUAAUAAAGAGGACUCCUCUCGAACGAAUUAUCUAUCGUUCUCGUUCGAGAAAAAUCGAGAACGUCCGUUCGACGAUCGGAUUUGUAAAAAGUCGACUGUACGAUGGAACGAUAUUACGAAUCUUUCGAGCAUUCCCCUCCAUUCCUGCGAAAUAACAAGAAGAAAUAGUGAAUAGUCGGCCGGAGGCGAGGGAGGCGGGGUGAAAGGGGAGAUCGGAGGCGCGAGACUUUUCUCCAACCUCCUAGGAGGAUGACCUUCCCUCGGGAAUGGAUGGUGGGGAUGUUGGGAGGUCCUUCUGGACCACGGACACGUGCCACCUGUCAUACAUUCGGAAGUACUCGCUUUCGGAAGACUGUAAAGAGAGAUUAGUCGGAGAUUAGAUCUUGAUCCGUUGACAAAAGACGUUCCACGUCGUACGAUAAAAAGUGAGGGAGAAUAAGUAGAGACUAGUAGAAUUAUACGGAUUGAUUCGAAUCCGAGCGACCAUGGCCCCAUAGAAACAAUUCGAAUCCGAUCGGUCGUGCAGUAAUCGAUCGUGAGCGAGCUUUUAGUAGGAUCGUAAACGUCGGCACAAUGCGAUACGUUUGUUAGAUAUCUAGAACCGAUGACUUUUGUCAAGAUGGAGUAUUGUCAGAGCCAGGAGAAGGCGUCGGACGGUGAUAUUUGCGAUCUACGACGAGCGAGAUCGCAUCAGAAUGCCAACGAUGUUUGUUCUAUCGAGGAGGAGGCGAGGUACGAUCGCCGAGGAAGCGAGGACAGCGAACGACGUGCAAAAUCACCGAGUAAUCAUCGAGAGACGAUGGAAUAUGCAUCCGAUUCGAGCAGUGAAAGCUACAGAGAAUAUCGAAGGCAACGUAUCGCGGAGAGAAGGAACGUGUCACCGGUCGCAACGUCGAGUGCAUUCACGAUCGACAAUAUUCUUGGAACGAGAAACGAGAAACGAGAAGAGGAAAGAGAUUUUUCCAAGGUUUGUUACGUCGACAAGGAAGACGAACAGGACGAAAAGGACGAGAAGAUCGUCGAGGGACAGUUUGUGAGGCCGACGGCUAUUCCCGCCGCUCAUCCGAACGUGAGUGGUAUGUUGUACGCGCACACGGCUAUUCCCUACGCCGAUGGGACUCUUUCGGAUCCUUCGAGUUACUCGACGACCUCGUUGGCCUCCGCAUCCCUCUUGUACAGCAGCUGGUUCGCACAAUCAAAACCUGGUCAGCUUUUUGGUCUUCAAGCGCCAAAACCGAAUGGCAGGCGUUCGAGAAAACCAGGAAUCGAUAGAAAACCGCGACAAGCAUAUAGCGCUAAACAAUUGGAAAGACUCGAAGCGGAGUUCAAGAUCGACAAGUAUCUCAGUGUGAGCAAACGAAUGGAACUUUCGAAAUCUCUGAAUCUGACGGAGGUUCAAAUCAAAACGUGGUUCCAAAAUCGACGUACCAAGUGGAAGAAGCAACUGACAUCCCGACUGAAGAUAGCGCAGAGACAAGGACUCUUUCCGCCGACUUAUUUUCCGCCAAACCAGUACCCUUUGUUACCCUACUAUGCCGCACCCUUGAUGUUCGGAAAUCCUUCGUUAGAUGAAGCUAGCAGCAACGUCACGACAACGAUACAGCCGCGUCCUGUGCUACCAUCACCCGAUACAGUCUGAACACUCGUCGACUCGUUCGAAAAUGUUUCGAUAUUUUCUUUCCUAUCUUCCUCUUUUUCUUUUCGUUGUUUGUUUUUUCCUUUUUUUUCUUCUUUCUUUUUCAAAUCGUUGCUCUUUAGUGUCACCGUCAUCGCAAAUUCUCUAUCGUUGUGAUCAAGAUCUAAUAGUUAAGAUAUUCAGUAAUUAGAUAACUCGAAGCACUCGAGACAGUGUUUCGACCUGUACAUAAAUCUUUAUGGUAAUAAACAUAUAUAUAUGUAUAUAUACGUUUAUGAUGGAAAUUUAUGGAAAUUUUGUCUUAUGGAUUACUGUAAUAUAAUAUUUUAUACACGUUUAAGAGUUCGUUUAAAUCUACCGAAGACGUUGGAUCGUCUCGAACAUAGUUCGAAGGUAGUUCGAUGUUUGCCGUUCUAAGCACAAAAGCUCAAAGGAUUAUUGCUUUCCUCGAGCGAUUUCAGCGAUGUCAAAUACCUCAUCCAGGAUUCUAUCGCAGCAUUCGAACUAAUUGAAACGCAGAGGCAUUGUUUAUUUGAUUAAAGUUUACUAACCGGCAUCAUAUUUUUCAGGUGACCCAAGGAGCAAAGCACGAUCGGAUUAAAACUUCUGCAAAGGAUUCAACGACAAGACAAUCUAACACGGUCUGCGAUAUUAAAAAUUGAGAUAGCUCCUAACGACAGAAAUAGAUGACGGGUCGAAGACGUGAAUUAACAAAGAUUCAUUUUCUUCGGGUUUCGAAGAAGAUACGACGACUUUGUGCGACG
Messenger RNA from Vespula vulgaris, 2731 nucleotides. RefSeq names its product homeobox protein MSH-C-like. Gene Ontology annotation, biological process: regulation of DNA-templated transcription. Bases 936 to 1970 code for a protein of 344 amino acids. Gene Ontology annotation, molecular function: DNA binding; DNA-binding transcription factor activity, RNA polymerase II-specific. The record is from RefSeq and is a predicted model, not a curated record. NCBI's taxonomy places the organism in Eukaryota, Metazoa, Arthropoda, Insecta, Hymenoptera, Vespidae. The transcript is spliced from 4 exons.